This is a messenger RNA of Saccharomyces cerevisiae S288C, 681 nucleotides long. RefSeq names its product Tri1p (gene TRI1). Gene Ontology annotation, molecular function: RNA polymerase I general transcription initiation factor activity. The record is from RefSeq and is marked reviewed. Lineage: Eukaryota; Fungi; Ascomycota; Saccharomycetes; Saccharomycetales; Saccharomycetaceae. Gene Ontology annotation, cellular component: RNA polymerase I upstream activating factor complex; nucleolus; nucleus. Bases 1 to 681 code for a protein of 226 amino acids. The transcript has a single exon.
AUGGCCGACAUCAAUAAAUAUAUUCCGAUGGUUGACGCUAUUUUGAGCGUAUCCAACCCCGAUGAAAUAAGCCCAAAAAGGGUGAGGAAAGCCCUGCAAAUUCUCUAUUCAGUUAAUUUGGAUUCACAAAGAAAGUUAAUUAAUGAAUUGAUUCUUGAGAGGUUCGGCGAUAUACAAGAAAACCCAAGAGUCUUAAUUCCGAAGAACGACCUCAUUAGUCGGGAUCAAGAACUAUCUUUGAGGUUACAGAAGGAAGAAGAAAGACCCUUGAGGUCUACGAGGAAAAGGAAAGGUAAAAGUGAAAGUAAAUCUAAAAGGAAGAAGAAAAAGAAUGAUAGUCCUGAUUCCAACAGCAUUUCCGUCCGCAAAGUUCUGUUGUCAGCUCCUUUACAAAAGUUUCUAGGAUCUGAAGAACUGCCACGAACGCAAGUAGUGAAGAUGAUAUGGCAGUAUAUCAAAGAGCAUGAUCUUCAAAACCCAAAAGAUCGUAGAGAAAUUCUAUGCGAUGAGAAGAUGGAACCAAUUUUUGGCAAAAAAAUGACGAUGUUUUCAAUGAAUAAACUCUUAACUAAGCACUUGUUUAAUCCCGAUGAAAUUGUGAAACAUGAAGAGGAACAAAAGCAAACACCCGAAAAAGAAAUCAAAUUGGAAAACGAAUCUCUUCCCAAUUUAAGCGGUUGA